Messenger RNA from Solanum lycopersicum (tomato), 1463 nucleotides. RefSeq names its product xyloglucan-specific fungal endoglucanase inhibitor protein precursor (gene Xegip). Gene Ontology annotation, molecular function: aspartic-type endopeptidase activity. NCBI's taxonomy places the organism in Eukaryota, Viridiplantae, Streptophyta, Magnoliopsida, Solanales, Solanaceae. The record is from RefSeq and is marked validated. Gene Ontology annotation, biological process: proteolysis.
ACCAUCACACAACAAAUAAAUUAAAUCAUGGCUUCUUCUAAUUGUUUACAUGCCAUUCUUUUGUGUUCUCUUCUUUUCAUUACUUCAACUAUAGCUCAAAAUCAAACUUCAUUCCGUCCCAAAGGCCUAAUUAUCCCAGUCACAAAAGAUGCUUCAACUCUCCAAUACCUUACACAAAUCCAACAAAGAACACCUCUUGUCCCUAUAAGUUUAACUCUUGAUCUUGGUGGCCAAUUUUUAUGGGUAGAUUGUGAUCAAGGUUAUGUUUCUUCCUCUUAUAAACCGGCCCGGUGUGGCUCCGCCCAGUGUUCACUGGGCGGAGCGUCUGGUUGUGGAGAAUGCUUUUCUCCACCUAGACCGGGUUGUAAUAAUAACACGUGUGGUCUACUUCCUGACAACACGGUUACUGGGACCGCUACUAGUGGAGAGUUAGCUUCUGAUGUUGUGUCAGUAGAAUCAUCUAAUGGAAAAAAUCCUGGUAGGAGCGUUAGUGAUAAAAAUUUCCUUUUUGUUUGUGGUGCUACAUUUCUUUUACAAGGUCUUGCUAGUGGUGUUAAGGGUAUGGCUGGUCUUGGAAGAACAAAAAUAUCUCUUCCUUCUCAAUUCUCAGCUGAAUUUAGUUUUCCUAGAAAAUUUGCUCUUUGUUUGACUUCUAGUAGUAACUCUAAAGGUGUGGUACUUUUUGGAGAUGGUCCUUAUUUUUUCUUACCUAAUAGACAAUUCUCAAAUAAUGACUUUCAAUACACUCCACUUUUUAUAAAUCCAGUAAGUACAGCCUCAGCCUUUUCAUCAGGUCAACCAUCAUCUGAAUACUUUAUUGGUGUAAAAUCCAUUAAGAUUAACCAAAAAGUUGUACCAAUAAACACAACUUUGUUGUCAAUUGACAAUCAAGGUGUUGGUGGAACAAAAAUCAGCACAGUAAAUCCUUACACAAUCUUGGAGACUUCACUAUACAAUGCUAUCACAAAUUUCUUUGUGAAGGAACUAGCUAAUGUGACUAGGGUCGCGGUCGUGGCGCCAUUUAGGGUUUGUUUUGAUUCAAGAGAUAUUGGAAGUACAAGAGUUGGACCAGCAGUGCCAUCAAUUGAUCUUGUUUUACAAAAUGCAAAUGUUGUUUGGACUAUUUUUGGAGCUAAUUCAAUGGUACAAGUUAGUGAAAAUGUCUUGUGUCUUGGAGUUUUGGAUGGUGGUGUUAAUGCAAGGACUUCAAUUGUGAUUGGAGGACAUACAAUUGAAGACAAUCUUUUGCAAUUUGAUCAUGCAGCAUCAAGAUUGGGAUUCACAUCUUCAAUCCUUUUUAGACAAACUACAUGUGCCAAUUUUAAUUUCACUUCAAUUGCUUAGGUAGUGUGGACCUAAGUUGUUUUAAUUAAUGUAUUGAAUUAUAAUAAUGUUCAAACUUUGUGUUUGGGCACUUUGUAAUAAUUGGAUGUAUAAGAUUUCUUGUGAUUCGUUUUGUUAAA